This is a messenger RNA of Vespa mandarinia (Asian giant hornet), 1406 nucleotides long. RefSeq lists its product as uncharacterized. The record is from RefSeq and is a predicted model, not a curated record. NCBI's taxonomy places the organism in Eukaryota, Metazoa, Arthropoda, Insecta, Hymenoptera, Vespidae.
GAGAAAGAGAGCGAGAAAAAGAGCGAGAGAGGAUUCUUCGAUUAAAAGAAUAUUCAUUCGAUGUGAUAAAAUAAAAAAAAAAGAAAGAGAGAAGAAGAUCGUGAUAUAUAUAAGAAGGUGGGAAAGAAAAAAGGGAGUUUAUAGAUCGUAAGUAGAUCUUGAUUAUUCGAAUGAAUUUAAGGUGAUAAUAAAAGGUAUAAAUGAAUAUAUAGUGCCAACGGUUGAGAAAGUGAAAGAGAAAGUAGAAGAUCUGGAAUAUAAAAAGAAAAUUUCUUAUUAAAUUGGAAAGAUAAAGAAGAUAGUGUAUAUUGAAGAAGGAAAGAAAAAAGAUAUAUAUAUACAUAUAUAUAUAUAUAUAUAGAGUGUGUGUGAGAAAGAGAGAGGGAGACAGAGACAGAGAGAAAGAGAAAGAGAAAGAGAGAGAGAGAGAAGCAAAAGUGCGCGGGAAAAGUUGCAAGCUGCCAUUUUGGUUGUAGUCAAAGAGUAAGUCGUAUAUACCGAAAUCGUGGAUCAAAUAAGAAAAAAUCAUUCGGAUAAGGUGAGUCCUCGGGCUCAUAAUCGAGGAUCUCAUAAACAUCGACGAAUAAUUUCGUCAUCGUCAUCGUCGUCGUCGUCAUCUUCGUCGUCGUCAUCAUCGUCAUUGUCAUCGUCUUCAUCUUCGUCACCGCUGAGAUCGUCGUCAACAUCAGCGUCUAUCUCACUCUCGUCGUUUCAUCGACGACGAGAGCUCGCGCUCGGACAAGUGAAAAUAAAAGAAGGGGACGAGAUGCUGGCUACAUCGAUUUGUCGUGAGGUGCACUUCACUGUGUUACCACAAAGUAAUAAGACGAUGAACGCCGCUGCCGCCGCCGCCGCAGCAGCAGCCGCAGCCUCAUCUCGUGUCUCACGUUGCUUAUUUGGAUCACCGAAUUCACGGGAAACCGCCGAUAUGCUUCAAGAGGCUCUUGAUAACGAAAGAAAGAGUUUCACUAGGCGAUGGGGCGUAGAUCCAUGUUCUGAAAAUAAAGAAAAUGAUUGCCGAUGGAAAUUCCACGAACAAAAUACAAAAAAACGAUCCAGCCCAUAUUCCAAGCAGACCAAUAUUCACGAUUAUUGGCGUGCUCGGAAGGCUGGAGAAAGUGGGAAGAAACCAUUAACAUCAUCGAGCGACAUAACAAAGCCGCAAGGUGUCGAACGAAGUCCACGACGAAGUCCACGAAGCCAUUAAAAUAAAGAAAUAAAAAAAAGAAAGAAAGAAAGAAAAAAAAAAAGAAAAAAAAAAACAAGAAAAAAGAAAAAAAAAAUAAGUAAAUAAAUAAAUAAAUAAAUAAAUAAAUAAAUAAAUAAAUAAUUAAUUCGAAUCGUUAGACGAAUAAUAACUCGACUUGAUAUAAUUUAUCACUAACUACUAAAUAACGUUUCCAAUA